CGCCCGUAGUUUCUGACAAUAUCCAAUAUGGCAGCCUCUACUAACAGCAGUAAAGUAGCUGAGCUUUCUAAGGCUGAGUACCUUAAACGUUAUUUAUCAGCUGACGAAGAUCUCAGUAAAUCAAAAGGAAAGAUAAAAAAGAAACGACGUAAAGUUCCGGAGAGAGGGUUAAAAAUAGUAGACGAUGAUAUAGACUGGAGGCAGAUGGUCAAAGAGCCAACGGAGGUUGUUGAAGAGGAUGAAGAAGAAGAAGCUCCAGUGAUCGCUGAGUUCAUUGAUGAGCGACCAGAGGAGGUGAAACAGAUGGAAGUCUUUAGAGCUGGCAACAAAUGGAAAGUAAUUGGAGCUGAUGAGGAUGAGGAGGAGAGAGAACUUGCAGAUCUUGUGGCAUCAAGCACAUAUCCACAUAACUCACCAAAGGAGUCAUCAAAGGGAAGGAAGCAGGAGUCUCCUGUCAGAAAAACAAGACAUGACUCUCCAGACAUGUCACCUCCCAGAAAAAGUCGCCACGAUUCUCCAGAUUUGUCACCUUCAAGAGAAUUUUCAAGAAAGCCAGAAAAGGUGCAGAGAAAAGUUUCUUCUCCUACUGGAAGAAAGCCCAGCUCAUCACUGCACAGUAAACGAUCACCAGAGGCUAAGAGGACUACAAAAAGACAUGAUUCAGACUCUGAUCAGUCACCUCCACGAAAGAAAACAGUGAUGAGAGAAGCUUCAGAUUCAGACCAGUCUCCUCCAAGAAGGAGCUCAAAAAUAAGACAAGACUCUGAUUCUGACCAGUCUCCACCCAGGAGGCGACCACGGAGUGGAAAAGACUCAGACGGAGAUUUGUCACCACCUCGUCGGCCUGGCUCAUCACAGGCUCCAAGGAUGCUUUCUGGUGGAAAAGCAGGGCUUGUUUCUAUUGACGUUUUAAGGAAAGAGCAAGAGGAGAAUCGGCGCAGAGACAAAAACAAUCAGCCCCUAGAAGACGAAUCCCGCAACGCCCAGACUGUGUUCCGAGACAAAAGUGGUAAACGGCGAGAUUUAGACUCAGAAAGAGAAGAGCAGAAGAGAAAAGCAGGAGAAAAAGCUGCAAAGGAUGAGAAAUAUGCUCAGUGGGGGAGAGGGUUGGCCCAGGGCGAGAUGCGUCAGCAGAAACUGGAGGACGCGAUGCAUGAAGCCCAGAAGCCACUGGCCCGCCGCUACGACGACGAGGACCUUGAUCGCAUGCUGCGAGAGCAGGAAAGGGAGGGGGAUCCUAUGGCAGCGAUGCUUCGACGCAAAAAGGAUAAAAACAAGAAAACACAAGAGAAACCUCGUUAUAAUGGCCCUCUACCUCCUCCAAACCGGUUCAACAUUCUGCCAGGUUAUCGGUGGGAUGGAGUCGACAGGUCGAAUGGUUUUGAACAGAAACGUUACUCACGGAUUGCUGACAAGAAGGCCGUCCAGGAGGCGGCCUAUAAAUGGAGCGUGGAGGACAUGUAACAGCAGCACAAACUAGGGGGCGGCAGCAGCCCGCUCGUCUGUAGACAUUUAUCUCAUCGUUGAAACAACUGCAGUUCAGACACGUCGU
Nematolebias whitei (Rio pearlfish) is the source of this 1552-nucleotide messenger RNA. It is a transcript of the gene bud13, whose product is annotated as BUD13 homolog. The record is from RefSeq and is a predicted model, not a curated record. Lineage: Eukaryota; Metazoa; Chordata; Actinopteri; Cyprinodontiformes; Rivulidae. The transcript has 10 exons. Gene Ontology annotation, cellular component: U2-type spliceosomal complex; RES complex. Bases 28 to 1464 code for a protein of 478 amino acids. Gene Ontology annotation, biological process: mRNA splicing, via spliceosome. Gene Ontology annotation, molecular function: RNA binding.